Molecule: messenger RNA, 1859 nt
Organism: Lotus japonicus
Lineage: Eukaryota; Viridiplantae; Streptophyta; Magnoliopsida; Fabales; Fabaceae
Exons: 2
Coding region: 426-1454 (342 amino acids)
Source: RefSeq, a predicted model, not a curated record
GUAAUAUCAAGAUUAGUUAGAGUCAGUUACACUUUCUGUUUUCAAUUAAACUUGUGAUUGAUUGAGGCACUAUAUAAAGUCCUCUAUUGUACAGAAUAAUCAGUUUUUUCAUUGAAUGAAUUACACAAUUAUAUUUUCCACAUGGUAUCAGAUGAUUCUAUUCUCGUUUUUCUCUCGCUUUCUCUCAUUUUUUUUUUCUCGUUCGCUUCCGCAUUCGUGGUUGAUCUUCUUCUCUUGAUUUCGUGAUUUUGGUUGAGGCGUUGAUUUUGAUUUCUUCGAUCUCCAGCCUAUGUUCUUUGAUCUCUUCGCAGUCUUGGGUUCGAUUGGUUGAAGCGUUGAUCUCUCUCUUCUCUGAUUUCUGUUCUUCAAUUUCUUCUCAGUUUUGUGCCCUAGUUGAUUGUUUUGUUGCUGAUUGUUGAAGAUUCAUGGUGAAUCCUCCGAUUGAUGUUCACAGUCCUUACUAUCUUCAUCCUAAUGAGAAUCCCGGUGCGAAUUUGGUGACUGCAUCUCUGGUUGGCAAUAACUACCAUUCUUGGUCUCAGGCCAUGUGGCGUUCUUUGAAGACCAAGAACAAACAUGGGUUUGUUGAUGGUUCCCUUCCGAAACCUGCAGCUGAUGAUCCUUUAUUUGGUGUAUGGGAUCGCUGCAACACUUUGGUGAUUUCUUGGCUUACACAAGCAAUGGAUCCGGUUAUAGCUCAAAACAUUUUGUGGAUGGAUCUUGCUUCUGAGAUCUGGGCAGAUUUGAAGUCCAGAUAUUAUCAAGGUGAUUUGUUCAGAAUUUCAGAUCUUCAAGAAGAGUUGUAUUCUCUUAAACAAGGUGACAUGCCUAUCACUACUUACUUUACUCGAUUGAAGAGUUUAUGGCAAGAAUUAGAAGCUUUUAGGCCAAUUCCUUCUUGUACCUGUGCUGUUUCUUGUACUUGUGAUUUGAUUCCAAUUGUUAAAAGCUAUAGAGACAGUGAUUAUGUGAUAAGAUUUCUCAAGGGUUUGCAUGAGAAUUAUGCUGCUGUGAGGUCCAGUAUCAUGUUAAUGAAUCCUUUGCCCCCAAUUUCCAAGGUUUUUUCCUUGCUAGUCCAGCAAGAGAGACAGUUUAAUUCAGUCAAUCUUGAAGAGAGUAAAAUCUUAGCCUAUCAUUCAGAUGCUGGAAAAAAGUAUGCUCAUAAUGCAGAUCAUGAUAGUCAUGAACAAGAUAGAUCCAAAAGAACUCCAUAUCCUUCAAAGGGAAAAGGAAAUAGUGGUCGAUAUGCUGCAAAAGAGUGUAGUUUCUGUCUCAGGUCUGGUCAUACAGUUGAUUACUGUUACAAGAAAUAUGGGUACCCUCCUAAUUUCAAGAAGAAUGGGAGUUUUAAUUUUGUUACUCAAGAAGAUGGUGAUGAUUUUGAUGCCAAAUCGGCUUGUUCUUUUAAGCCUGAAGUCAAUCAUUCAACACCGGGGUUUACUGCUGAGCAAUAGAAGACUCUAUUGGCUUUAUUGUCUCCGUUUUCUACCAGUUCUGGUCAGGCUUCAUCAAGUAAUCAGAUUGCUACUGUUGUAGCAGAAAAUGGUUCUGGCAAUACAUCAGGAACGCCCUACCCUGAAGACGAUUGGUGCAGCUGAGGAGAGGGGUGAUUUAUAUGCACUGAUAGAUCCAGCAGUCAAGGUCAAGCAUCCCCCAGUUGAAGACAACAUCAAGACUCAAGUCUCUCAUUUCAAUUUCUGCCAAUUUGAUUGUAAUUUGUGGCAUUUACGAUUAGGACACACUUCUUCUAAGAAGUUAGCCAUUCUUCAGAAAAAUUUCCCUUUUAUUACUUGUAAGAAGAUUACUUCUCCUUGUGAUACUUGCCAUAUGGCAAAACAAAAAAAAUUGUCUUUUCCAAA